CAUUAUUCACAGGUAAAUCACAGAACAUUAUCUGUGGUGUUGAUUAUGUCUGUUCAUUGCUAAUCUUGGUGAUGACAGGUGGGAGUAAAAGUGAUCCGGUCAAAGUACCAUUAAAAUAAAUCAUUGAAUUUGUGCAAAUUCGCACCCGAAAAAGUGCGCCAAGUCGUAUGUUUAAUGUAAGAAGUAAACACACUAAACCUUAUAGAUUUUAUGGAUAAGAGUUAUAUAAGGAAUGCAAUAAGAACCAGAAUGGGAAUAAAUGCAGUACAAAAAACCUAUGAAGACGGUGUGCAGAAUGAUUGGCUGAUACUAAAGAUACUUUAUCUAUGCCAGCCAGGUUUAUAGUAAAUCUAUCAGUAUGCAACAUCCUUCAGACUGUUGCCUUAAUGCCUUUUGUGUUAACAUCGCUUAUUUCGCAAGAGUGGUUGCUUGGUACUUUUUUGUGCCAAGCCUCGGGUUUUGGGAUGAACCUGAUAUUUACUGCAAGUAUAUUUACAUUGGUGCUUAUUGCCUUAGAUCGGUAUUUGGCUGUUGCAAAGCCAUUACAUUACUCGAUGACAAUGACAAGCAGAAGGGCGUCCUAUAUGACAGCUUCAGUUUGGAUUUCGGCCAUUUUGUGUUCACUGCCACCACUUUUAGGAUGGAACAGCUAUGAAUUCCAGCGAUACAAAAUUGCAUGUAUGACGGUUUCAUAUAGCAAACAUCAUAGUGAUCGAUCUUAUAGCCUUUUUCUGGUAACAGUGUGCUUUAUUAUGCCUUCAUGCAUAAUCAUUUGGGCAUAUUGUGCUAUUUUUAAUGCAGCGAAAGUUAGCAGCAAAAAGGUGCGGCGAAAUAGUACAAUAUCAUCUGGACUUAAUGAUUACCCCGAGUUAUCACUAAGAGGGGGUCGUCGCAACAGCUCUGUGCAAAUUUUGAUUCACAUACUAAGUUACAGCAGCAACCCCGCAUCAGUACUCUGGAGACGCGAUGAGCGAAAAGCAGCGGUGACUAGUUUUAUGGUGUUAUUCACAUUUAUUUUAUGUUGGUUGUUGUACUUUAUCAUCAUUAUUCUCGAAUGCCUUUUGAAAGAUCCAGAUCGUAUUGACCCCGUCGUAAAGACGCUGUCAGUGUUACUUGCCCUGUCAAGUUGCGCAAUAAAUCCACUAGUUUAUGUGUUCCGCUGUAAACUUCGGAGAGUCGAACUAAAAAGCAUCUUGGGUUUAAAGCAAAACAGUUUCAAUAGGGAAAUGUGCAAUGUAAACCUAAAUGGGUCAAGAAGACCAAGUUUUAACCCGAACUGCAUCCGACAAUCUCCUUCCAUAUCACGGGAAGGUAGUCAAGAAUCAGACGUCAUUGAAAUUCUUCACCACGUCAAUACAGCCGCGACAUUAACCUCAUUGAUAAUUGCUGAAGAAGAAGAAAAAAUGCCAAUGACAAAAGCAUAAAUGGAUAUUUAUAUAAAGGUUGUAUCAUUACAAGGUCGCCUUGCCUAUAUGUUUUGUUUCUGUUAGUUUUUUAUUUAAAUGUUACUUACAUAAAAUGGUAUAUUUGUUACAUUUAUUUCUUAUUUUGAUAUUUGGUUUGUACUUUAGCUUCUUUGCCUUGAAUUCUAUAAAUAUAGAUUCACUUUAUUAUGAUAUUAAAUUUAUUAUCAGCAGUUAUUAAACAUCAAUGUUGAGAAUUGUAAUGAAAAACAAAAACUGUGAUAAAAACAAUAGCUGCCCCUUGUUAGAUUGUUCUUUCAGUUUACUUAUCUCUUUAUUACAUGCUCCUAUAAGUAUAGUAUCUUUAAACUACGAUCUAUUUACUUGGAACAUGUAAUGACUAGCCUGGUCAAUAUAUUCAUUUUUUUAAAUCGGAAAAGAACUUGUGAUGUUAUUGUAAACUUGUUAGUUUUCCUGAAAAAAGGAAAAUAUUUUGAAUCAACAACUAUUUACAUUAAAUGGAGCAAUGCAUUCAUAGAAAUAAAAUAAAUGUGUGUAUUUCUCCUGAAUCAUGUUUAACUUUUACUUGACAAUGCAUUCGUUUGUAAACAUUUGAUCAUAUUUUCUGCCAAUCAAUUGCCUUCGUGUGUUCACCGAACAAGCUUUAUCACUUGUUUAUAUUUAUCUAUCUAGUUUCAUGUCAUGUUAUUUCAUUUAUGUGUUUGCAUAUGAUCAAAUAAAUACAAGUUAGGGUUUCAAAGAUUAUCAUUUUAUAUGAAAUAAAUAAUUCGUUAAUCGUACUUUCAAAGAAUCUGUU
Mya arenaria is the source of this 2220-nucleotide messenger RNA. RefSeq names its product G-protein coupled receptor 161-like. Lineage: Eukaryota; Metazoa; Mollusca; Bivalvia; Myida; Myidae. Gene Ontology annotation, molecular function: G protein-coupled receptor activity. Bases 327 to 1424 code for a protein of 365 amino acids. The record is from RefSeq and is a predicted model, not a curated record. Gene Ontology annotation, biological process: G protein-coupled receptor signaling pathway. Gene Ontology annotation, cellular component: membrane. The transcript is spliced from 2 exons.